GCUCGAGCACGCACAGUCGCGGCUCGAGUUUCGAACUAAACGUAUCGUUAUAAAUAUUAUUAUAAAUAAUUACAUUCUAGUGAUUAUCAAUAUACAAAAUUCAUUCAUGUGCUUGCGUGAUAAUAAAUUAUUUUUGUUUUUAUUGACAGAUGUUUUAUUUAAAUUAACGGUUUACCUGUGAAGAGAAAUAAAAUAAUAAUAAAAAAAAAUUUUUACCAACCCAGGAUCAUGUCAAGUUUUUAAAAUUUGACAACGGUUUGAAUUAUUCAAAGGUUUUUUUUGAAUGGAACAAUAAGUGAAUUUAGUGAAUGGAUUUUAAAAAAUGUAAAUAAAAGUUGGGAACCCCAUGGAGACUGAAAAUAGGCCAGUGAUUAAAUAGUGUUAAUUUAGUGGAUUAUUAAUUAACUAAAUAAAUUUAUUUUUAUUUAUUAAUUGAACAUUAGUUAAUUUUGUUUGUUGUUGUAUAUUUAAAUAAAAAUAAAAUUACUGUUUUAAAUAAAUUAAAUUUAUGUGAAUGUUAAUUUUCCGGCUCAUGUUUAUGAGACGAAAAAUAAUUUUUUAAAAUAAUUAUUGUUGAUGUAAGCAAGACCGGGCUCUAAUUAUAUAUUUGGGCGAGUUGUGUUCGUCAAGUGUCAAAACGUGGAAUGGAUUUUCAAAGCGCCAUGGAGACUUUUGCUGAGGCCUGGGUGGCUGCCAAUACCAAAGUUGAUCCCGUACAGAGUCAAGCACUGGCGCUGACGCACAAGGCAACACCGCCAUCACGUUCAUCAAGUGUGUCCCCGAUCCCGAGGAGCCCGCAAUCUCAGCAAACUGCACACACAACGAACCGUAGCCCGACACCCAGGCCAGCCUCGGUCCAGCAUCCACAGCUGGUACACCAGCCAUCUCAACAGCAGAGUAACUUGAUCGGCGCGAGUGUUGCCCAGCAGCCAUCGAGGACCGAACAUCAACACCAGCAUCAUCAGCACCAGCAUCAGCAUCAACAACAGCAACAGCCGCAAUUAUCGCAAGCAUUUGGAAUCCAUCACAAUCGGCAUACGAAACAGGAAGUUGAUUCUAGCAGCCCGAAGCCCGAGGGCUUUGAUCUCAGCAAAAAUUCAUCUGUUACCGGUAAAAGUCCGGUACCAGUACAUUGUAUAGUUGAAUCAAUUCAUAGUAUUGUUGAUAAUCGUAUUAAUUUACGUGAAAAGUGGCCAAGUCCUCACAUAGAAAUUGAUACUUAUGUCAUCAUUCCAGCAUCUGUGCCGUUCCAGGAUUUAGUGGGAGAGGCACUAGUUCGCUUAGGAUAUCCCACGGACAUGAUACCUAGUGCACGUGGCAGCAUAAUUGUUAAGAACUGGCGUCCAUUACCAAUGGAAAGUGUUGCCGACGAGCCAACUCGGACCGUUGCUGAAAUUUUGUCAGAACUAACGACCGUCUCGACAUUGAGAAUCCAAAUAUACAGAUCUCGACCUCCGCCAGCGAGUCCAGCAGCCGAAAUAAAAGACAAACUUCUGAGGCUUCUGCUUCUUCACAGCCAUGCGCUGCUGAUCUCCGCAGGAUGUCCUCUGGACGAGAUGACACUAUCAUCGCUGUGUCGCGGUGGAGGUGAAGUGACGGAAGACACUCGACGCAGUUUUGAAUCAUGGAUCCAGCAGCAGCAGUUGCCAGGUUUGGGGCCACCGCCCCCGAAUUCGCUGCUGACUGGCUGCAAUAACAAUCGUCAGCUGCAUAAUCAAAGCCCGCUGGACACGGGGGGAGGCGUGGGGCCACCCCACCCACAUGGACAUCACCCCGCGAUGCUCCCUUACUCACACAAAACCCGAAUGCGUACGAGUUUCGAUCCCGAGCUCGAACUGCCGAGAUUGCAACGCUGGUUCGCGGAGAACCAACACCCCUCGCGCCAGCAGAUUCAGCGAUACGUCGCGGAGUUGAACUCACUGGAGUCCCGCCGCGGCCGGAAGCCGCUGGAUGUUAAUAAUGUUGUAUAUUGGUUUAAAAAUGCACGGGCUGCACAAAAGAGGGCUGAAAAUAGGGGAAUUAAUGGGUACAGUCCACCGGGAUUGAGUCCACGUGGUGCUAGUAUUGUUAGCGAAGACUGCUCGGAUGAGGAAGAUGAUUCUAGGCAUCAGUCAAAUUCAGAAUCACCAUGCCUCGCAGGCAGUCCACCAGUAGUAGGUCCACUGUCUCUGACAACCCGCUCAGAAGAUCGAAUGGUGGUCCCAACAUCGACUCCGACCCCCGCGGCAACAGCAACAUCAACCCCUCUGGUAAAACGCGAAGACGAUUCUGCGACAAGGGUUUCAUCGGGUUCAGACGACGAGGACUCACCACCUGGAGUUCCUACGACACCAAUACCUCCGGGAUUUUCAUUAGUGCCCAGUCCGAUGUUCGGCCACAGCAUCAUGUACAUGUCCCACUAUCUCCCAACACGAGGAGGACCUGCCGGCUGUCCUGCCAGUUUGCUAGACGAGCGGAGAAAGAGGAACAGAACAUUCAUCGAUCCCGUUACCGAAGUUCCAAGACUUGAGAAUUGGUUCGGACACAACACUCACCCCAGCCACGCGUUGAUACUAAAAUAUACCGAAGAAUUAAAUCGAAUGCCAUACCGUCAAAAAUUUCCACGUCUCGAGCCAAAGAAUGUGCAAUUUUGGUUCAAGAACCGUCGGGCCAAGUGCAAGCGUCUAAAGAUGGCAUUAUUUGAAGGGGAGUCACCUCAACCACAUCCUUACGCCCACGCAGAUUAAUUUUAAUAAAUUAAAUUUUUAAUCAAUUAUAAAUAUUAAAAUUAUUUAAACUCAAUAAAUAACUCAAUAAAUAAGAUUUAAAUAAAGGUUUUAAAGUGAGAUUAUAAGAGAGUCAUUGAUGCUCUCAUAUAGGCAACCUAGUCCUACAACGAUUGUAAUAACGCAAAGUUUUGAAAAAAUAAUUAAUCAAUUGACUAAUUGAAGUUGACAAAGCUAAAUAAAAAGGUUAUCGUUAAUUAUUAAAUGUAAUUAAAAUAAUGAGGCUGUAAUUUAAUUGUAAUUACGUUAGCAUUGCUCGUUAUAAUUAUUAAUAUGUCGUUACUAGCAUUUAUUAAUCAGCAUAAUAGUGAUAAUAAAUCAAAAAAAUAUUAUAUAUGUAUAAAUAUAUGAUUAAA
This is a messenger RNA of Microplitis demolitor, 3121 nucleotides long. It is a transcript of the gene dve, whose product is annotated as homeobox protein dve-1. The coding region runs from base 645 to 2726 and encodes 693 amino acids. The record is from RefSeq and is a predicted model, not a curated record. Gene Ontology annotation, biological process: chromatin remodeling; regulation of transcription by RNA polymerase II. The transcript has 7 exons. Gene Ontology annotation, molecular function: DNA-binding transcription factor activity, RNA polymerase II-specific; RNA polymerase II cis-regulatory region sequence-specific DNA binding. Lineage: Eukaryota; Metazoa; Arthropoda; Insecta; Hymenoptera; Braconidae.